AUGGGAGCUUGUCAAACUUCUAGACAAAGAAGACCAAGCAAGGUUUGGAGUGAAAAUGAAAAACAUUAGUCACAUAAAUUAGAAUUCACUUGUUAACGGUUGUCACUAUAUUUAGAUUUGGUUGGAGACACUCAUUCUUUAGGUGGAUACUUGUAAGAAAGAAUUCAAACAUUAUUUUAAAUAAAGCAAAAACUAAAUAUUGUGACAAGUUAAUUUGGCAAAAUGGAAUUACUACAUGAAGCAUCUGAAAUUAUCGAAUACUUAUACAAUGAUAAACACUUUAGUUAAGCAUUCCCUAUUUUAAGGGAGAGUCUCUUGGAAAUCACAUAAUUGACAUUUGUCACAGAGUGA
Molecule: messenger RNA, 351 nt
Organism: Paramecium sonneborni
Lineage: Eukaryota; Ciliophora; Oligohymenophorea; Peniculida; Parameciidae
Source: the annotation of a GenBank genome assembly